GCCAGCCCUGGUCGCAGACUUCAGACCAUCCCUCUGCUCCUGCCUCUCAGCCCCAUGGCCCGCUGUAGGACGCUGGUGGCCGCCGCCCUGGCGCUGCUCCUGCCGCUCCUGCAGCCUGGCCUUGCGUGGCACAAGCCCGCGGCGGGACCCCACAACUACGCCGUGGGCCGCGCCGCGGGGCUCCUGUCGAGUUUCUACAGGCUCCCGUCCACCAGCCGCUCCAGCUCCCCAGCCCUCCCGGUCGGAGCUGGACCCCUGCGCGGCGUGGAGAUGCACUCCAGCCUACGGAGCCUUGCCCUGUGUGUCAAAGACGUGACUCCGAACCUGCAGAGCUGCCAGCGGCAACUCCACAGCCAAGGGACUUUCCAGUGUAAGGCGGAUGUCUUCUUGUCGCUGCACGCGGCUGAAUGCCAAAGCUCCUGAGCCCCGAACCCCCGCCUCGCUGCCUCGCCGCUGUGGUGGGUAAACUCCCCACCCCUCCUGCCUGAAGCAGUGAAGGCCCUGUGUGGGGCUGGCUCCCAUGGCCCCCAACUCCCCCUCCACGCUC
Messenger RNA from Psammomys obesus (fat sand rat), 547 nucleotides. RefSeq names its product neuropeptide B (gene Npb). Gene Ontology annotation, molecular function: G protein-coupled receptor binding. Gene Ontology annotation, biological process: feeding behavior; G protein-coupled receptor signaling pathway. The transcript is spliced from 2 exons. Lineage: Eukaryota; Metazoa; Chordata; Mammalia; Rodentia; Muridae. The record is from RefSeq and is a predicted model, not a curated record. The coding region runs from base 55 to 423 and encodes 122 amino acids.